AUCUACAGGUAAUUUAUUGAAUAACACACCUGAACUGUAAAUUUCAGAUGUUCGGUCACUAACAUUUAUCAGUUUAUCCAUCGGUUAAGUUCUGCUUUAUCUCCGUGUUACAAAUCGUUAUGAGUCUCGUAAAUACAUAGAUUUAUUUUACAUAACGAUGGCUCUCUCGCGCUUCAAGGACCUUUUCCAGUGUUCUAGAGCGGCUGUGAUUGGCAUGAUCCAUGUCAAGGCACUUCCGGGAACGCCCUUGAAUCGCCACGGAAUUAAUGAGCUGGUGGAGAUGGCUCGUCAGGAAGCCUUCGCAUACAAAGAGGCCGGUGUUGAUGGUGUCCUGGUGGAAAAUAUGUUUGACAUACCCUACCUCAUGGGAGCAUCGUUAGGGCCCGAAGUUGUAGCCACCAUGACAAGGGUUUGCCAGGAGGUGCGCAGUAUCAUUCCCAAACGCAUUCCUUGUGGCAUUCAGAUCCUUGCAGGAGGGAAUAAGGAAGCUCUGGCUGUUGGGAAGGCUUGCGGACUCCAGUUCAUCCGAGCAGAGUGCUUUGUAUUCUCCCAUGUGGCUGACGAAGGGCUCAUGAAUGCAUGCGCUGGGCCUCUGCUAAGAUACAGACGUUCCAUUGGUGCUGAGGAUGUUUUGGUUUUCACUGACAUUAAGAAGAAGCACAGUGCACAUUCCAUAACAAGUGAUGUAGGGAUAGCAGACACAGCAGAAGCAGCCAAGUUCUUUCUUGCCGAUGGUGUCAUUCUUACUGGUUCUGCGACGGGGACAGGAAGAUUUUUUGACCUCUUAUCUUUUCUACAAACCUUAAAUAUGAAUUUUGAUUCAUGGGACCUGCCAGUGUUGAUUGGGUCGGGUGUCACCAGUGAUAAUGUUCAUAAGUACAUGGAUGCCCAUGGUUUCAUAGUUGGCUCGCAUUUCAAAACAGGAGGAAGCUGGAUGGGAGAUCUUGAAUAUGAAAAAAUUGAGUCCUUCACAACUUUGGUUCGGAAUCUACGAAAAGACUAACUUAGAAAGGAUCAUGAUUCCAGAAGUGCAGGUUUUACAAAGAUGUAUUUGUGAUGUACGUGGGUGUAAUUGUAUGUUUAUAAAAGUUAUAGAUAGUUAGAUUUGUAUAGUUAUAUAAUGUUGGCUACAGUAGAUUGUACAUAAAGCCACACACAUGCACACACACACACACACACACACACACACACACACA
Penaeus vannamei (Pacific white shrimp) is the source of this 1196-nucleotide messenger RNA. Lineage: Eukaryota; Metazoa; Arthropoda; Malacostraca; Decapoda; Penaeidae. The record is from RefSeq and is a predicted model, not a curated record.